This is a messenger RNA of Belonocnema kinseyi, 450 nucleotides long. RefSeq lists its product as uncharacterized. Bases 85 to 414 code for a protein of 109 amino acids. NCBI's taxonomy places the organism in Eukaryota, Metazoa, Arthropoda, Insecta, Hymenoptera, Cynipidae. The record is from RefSeq and is a predicted model, not a curated record. The transcript has 3 exons.
GUCUCGAGUGUUACGUGAAUAACAUUUUUUCAGCAUUCUGUUUCUUUUUAUUUGACUUUGAGUUUUUUCAAAUACCUGUUUAAAAUGUAUGCGGUUCAAGAGUACGUCAAAGCCCACGAACUGCAGACUCGAGAUGCCGCUGAUGUUAUCGAAGAAUUUAGUGAUGAAAUUUAUCAAAUGCGAGGCCGGUGCAUUGAUAUUGGUUGUGGACCCGGUACGCUCAGUAAACAUUUAAUUUUACGAAAACUGCAUCCAAAGUCUGUAUUGAUAGCCGCAAAACCAUCACUGCUGCUGCAGCCACAGUUUCUGCAGCAAUUCAAAAGUAUUGAAAGAGGUUUCAACGCAGACGGUACUACCACUACCAUCUCCUCCUCUAGUGGUGUGAAUGGCAGCGGCGGAUCCAACAGUGCGUAAGAGAACGGCCUGCUGAAAAUAUCAUCAUAUAAGGAA